Messenger RNA from Alexandromys fortis (reed vole), 2014 nucleotides. RefSeq names its product mitochondrial transcription termination factor 4 (gene Mterf4). The transcript is spliced from 4 exons. NCBI's taxonomy places the organism in Eukaryota, Metazoa, Chordata, Mammalia, Rodentia, Cricetidae. Gene Ontology annotation, molecular function: double-stranded DNA binding. Gene Ontology annotation, cellular component: mitochondrion. Gene Ontology annotation, biological process: mitochondrial ribosome assembly; mitochondrial transcription; regulation of DNA-templated transcription. Bases 757 to 1761 code for a protein of 334 amino acids. The record is from RefSeq and is a predicted model, not a curated record.
GGCAAUAGCGCUCCCGGGUGGUGUGUGCAUAGACAGCCUGGUCCUGACAUGAGCCACUGGCUUCUAUGGAGUUUCGGCUAAUGUGGCGGCUAUGGGCUUUGGAGACCAAGGCUGAGAGAGGGGAGGCUGGUCGUGCUAGAGAGGUUUUGGAGACCAGUCUGGCGGGCAUCGGAUGCCUAAUUUGUUAUGUGUUAGUUAGUCCCAGACACCGAGAAUUGACAGACUCCUGUCUAGGAAUAUUUUUCCUUUAAUGAAAGGUAGCAUCGAAACAAUUAUCCUUUGUUGGAAUAAGUUUAGAUAGUGCACCUAUCUGGUGGGUUGUCUGCGGUUCAGAAUUUUCAGCCAAAUAUUAAUGACUAGGAGUCCUCCAUAAAGCUCACAGUAUUGGCUGUGCCCGGCUCCUAUAUCUUCUGGAAGUGCUGUCGUCUAUAUGUUAAUUUCCUUCUCUGGAGACCUUUUAGGCUGUUGGACUCCAGCGUCCAAACACUGAGAAGGAGUCACCCCCAGAGACCACCUCAUAUACCACAGCCGAUGCAAAAGCAUGAGGAUUUUAUUAAUUCUGUCAUGACAGGGUCCCCAGCAUUCGGGAAGCCGAGAUACCUUGAAUAGUUGGUACGGUCUACUUUUAAAGGGGCCACAGAAGCAAGUGGGGUUGUUCUUUGACUAUUCUGAUUGGCUUAUUUGAAAAGGCUAUUACCAAUAAUUGACUGGAGAGCUGUUGCCAGAUCAGAUGAGGUUCCUGACUGGCACCGACUAAUGACCCGCUCCUGGACCUGUUUGGCCAGGCAGACCCCUCAUCUCAGAGACUGUAAAAGGAUGAGUCCUUCUUUGUUUUGCAAACUGACUACAGUACCCAGUGGAGAGAACUUCCAAGAGUCCUCCUGUGUUAGACCCAAAACAUAUGUGCAGGAACCAGAGUACAGGACACAUCUUGUUCAGUGUCUUCAUGAGGAGCAGAAGACUUUUGUGGAUCCUAAGUUCACGUUGCUUGCAAACGUCAUCAGUUCCCUCCAGGACAUGGGUUUUGAUGAAGCCCAUAUUAACAGCUUGCUCAGUAUACAGCCAAGCAUCUAUCCUCAACAGCUGCUGGACAUAAUUUCAGAAUUUCUACUCUUGGGAUUGCACCCAGAACCUUUAUUUAUGGCUUUGAAGAAAAGUCCACAGUUACUGAAACUGUCUCCAGUGCAAAUGAAGAAGCGGUCCAGUUACCUGCGGAAGCUUGGCCUUGGAGAAGGGAAACUGAAGAGAGUGCUGCACAGUUGCCCUGAGGUUUUCACCAUGCGCCAGCGGGACAUUGAUGGUGUUGUGAGGGUCCUCAAGGAGAAGUGCAUGUUCACAGCACAGCAAAUCACUGAGCUUUUGCACAGGUGCCCAGGCGUUCUUCAGGCAGACCCCAGUGAGCUAGAGUACAAAUUCCAGUAUGCAUAUUUUAGGAUGGGACUUAAGCAUCUGGACAUAGUCAAGAAUGAUUUCUUACAGUAUUCAAUAACCAAGAUCAAGCAGAGACACAUGUACCUGGAACGUCUUGGACGGUACCAAACCCCUGAUAAGAAGGGACAGACACAGAUCCCUAACCCUUUACUGAAGGACAUUCUCAGGGUUUCUGAAGCUGAGUUUUUGGCCAGGACAGCACGUUCCUCUGCCAAGGAGUUUGAGGUUUUUAAAAAGCUCUUGGAUAGAGAAGAAGAGGAAUCUGAGAGCCAUGCAUCGGAGGAAGAGGAGGAGGAUGAGGAGGAGGAGGAAGAUGAAGAGCAGCUGUGAUGGAGGAUGGGACAAAAGGGUCCAGAGAUGCCGGAGAUCAUUCCCGUGUUCUCAAAGCUUUGGGGCGAUCACCUGGAUCUUCGAGUAUUUUUCAUACUAACACUGGUCAUUUGAUAGAAAAAAAAAGAAACUGUUAUGAUCCACUGGAGAGAUGUAGAUACAUCAAACCAAAUAGGAGAUGCUUUGUUGCAGUCUAGUGGCUUCUGUGGUGGCCCACUACAUCCUAAAUAAAGGACUCAGCUGUUAAAAUCCA